This is a messenger RNA of Argiope bruennichi, 3441 nucleotides long. RefSeq names its product lysosomal alpha-glucosidase-like. NCBI's taxonomy places the organism in Eukaryota, Metazoa, Arthropoda, Arachnida, Araneae, Araneidae. Gene Ontology annotation, biological process: carbohydrate metabolic process. Bases 286 to 3159 code for a protein of 957 amino acids. Gene Ontology annotation, molecular function: alpha-1,4-glucosidase activity; carbohydrate binding. The transcript has 19 exons. The record is from RefSeq and is a predicted model, not a curated record.
UCAUGAAAACAAAACAAAACAACGUGACGGAAUUUGAACUUUGUAAACAAGUGUAACAAAACCUAUAAAAGAAAACUAGACAAUAGAUUAGAAUCAUUCUUGUCAUUUAUCAUUUUUGUAACUGUUCGAAAUGAAUGAGUAUGAAUGUGAAAUUCAAUUUGUUGAUUAGUAUUUUAAGAUUUUAUUUUUUUAAUUGGGCAAUAUUUUUUAUGUAAUAAUUUUAAAUUACAUUAAUAUUAGGGAUUUUGCAAUUAAUUAUAAGAUACUUACUAGUAAGUUGAAGCAAUGAAGGUGCCUAAGAAGGAUGAUACUUUUGAUUUAAUAUCAGAAAAUAGGCGGAGAAAUAAAACUUCACCGUUAUGGUUAUUAGUUAUAGUGGGAUUUGUCUUGUGUUUUCUUGGUUUCGUUACUUGGGUCCAUAGUAAUUAUUCUAUAACUUUCUAUCAUAUUACCGUUAAACGGAGGCCGGAUUGUGCACCUGUAUGUACUGGAAUUCCAGAUUUAGAGAGAUUUGAUUGUCAUCCAGAUCCAAAGGCUACAGAAGAAAGUUGUCGGCAGAGAGGCUGCUGUUACCGAUCAUCACAGACUUCUGCUAAUGGAAGUUCACUCCAUUUAAGUAUCCCUUAUUGUUUUUAUCCUUCAAAUUAUAAUGGAUAUUCCUUAGAUAAUAUAACACAAGAUGGAAGACAUAUAAGAGCCAAUUUAAAAAGAUCUUCAUCAUCUGGCUUUCCAAAUGAUAUUCAGAAUUUACGUCUCGUAAUUUCAUUUAUUGAUGAUUGCACGCUAAGAAUUAAGAUAACUGACGCCAAUGCUGAUCGUUUUGAAGUUCCAAUACCACUCAAUGAUGCAUUAAAAAACUUAGAUAAACCUUGUUAUGAUGUAAAAAUUGAUUCAAAAACAGGGCAUCUUAUUAUUUCUCGAAAAGCAACUGGUACUAUCAUUUUCAAGACAAAUUUGUCACAGCUUGUUUACUCUGAUCAAUUGUUGCAACUAUCUUCAUAUCUACCAAGUAGAUACAUUUAUGGUAUUGGGGAAAGUUAUGGAAGCUUCUUGAGAAAUGUAAAUUGGACAAGAUUUACUCUUUUAAAUUCUGAUCGUGGCCCUUUGCCCAAUUAUCCUCUUUAUGGAAGUCAUCCAUUUUAUUUAUCUUUAGAAGAAGAUGGAAAAGCAAAUGGUGUUUUCUUGUUCAAUAGUAAUGCAAUGGAUAUCAUUUUACAACCUACUCCUGCAAUAACAUUCAGACCCAUUGGUGGAAUUUUGGAUUUUUUUAUUAUGUUGGGACCUUCUCCUGCCAAUGUUGUUCAACAAUACACCAGUAUAGUAGGCCGAACUUUUAUGCCACCAUAUUGGAGCUUAGGAUUCCAACUCUGUCGAUAUGGCUAUGGUUCUCUCAAUACAACAAAACAAACAUUGCAACGUAAUCUUGAUGCUGGUAUUCCUGUAGAUGUUCAAUGGAAUGAUAUUGAUUACAUGGAUAAAUGGAAAGAUUUCACAUAUGAUCAAAAAAACUUUGCUGGAUUACCAGAAUUUGUUGAAGAAUUACAUAGUAAAGGAAUGCAUUAUGUACUCAUGACUGAUCCUGGACUUAGUUGUUCAGAAAAACCAGGUACCUAUCCUCCAUAUGAUGAAGGUCUAAAAGAAGACAUUUUUGUAAAAAAUCCUGAUGGUACUAUGUUUAGAGGGAAGGUUUGGACUAAUGGCGAGACGGUUUAUCCUGAUUUCAGCCAUCCCAAAACUCCUGCUUAUUGGAUGAAACUAUUUUCUGACUUUCACAACAAAAUAGAUUUUGAUGGCAUUUGGAUUGACAUGAAUGAACCAUCAAACUUUUAUGAUGGAGGAAAACAGGGAUGUAUGAAAUCAUCCUUUGAAGAUCCACCUUACCUGCCCAACUGGGAAAAUGGGAACUUGCCAUUACGUAAAAAAACAAUCUGCAUGACAGCAAAGCAUUAUUCGACCAUCCAUUACAAUGAGCACAAUUUAGUAGGAUAUAGAGAGGCUAAUGCAACUAAUCAGGCACUAAAAGCUAUUAGACAAAAACGUCCUUUUAUAAUAUCUAGAGCAUCAUUUGCUGGAUUAGGAAAACAUAGUGGACAUUGGAGUGGGGAUAUAUCAUCUACAUGGGAAGAUUUGCGCUACAGUAUUACAUCACUGCUUAAUUUUAACCUGUAUGGAGUCUCUAUGAUUGGAUCUGAUAUUUGUGGAUUUAAUGGUGACACAACUGUUCCACUUUGUGCAAGAUGGCAGUCUUUAGGUGCAUUUUAUCCAUUUUCAAGGAAUCAUAAUAAUCUUGGGCAGAAAGAACAGGAUCCUGCUUUCUUAGGUCCUAUUGUUACUGAAGCUACUAAAAAUUCACUGGGCACUCGUUACAUUUUGUUGCCAUAUUUAUAUACUUUGUUUGCCCGCAGUCAUAUAUUUGGCGAUACUGUUGUUCGACCCUUAUUUUUUGAAUAUCCUUUAGAUAAGAACACUUAUUCAAUAGGAGAACAAUUCCUUUGGGGCCCAGCCUUUAUGAUAAUUCCUGUUGUUUAUGAGAAUGAUGUAACUGUGACAGCAUAUUUACCCAAAGGUUAUUGGUAUGCUGGUAAUGGACAACUAAUAAACAGCACUGGUCAAAAAGUUUCACUUAACGUUCCUUUAACUAGCAUUGCUUUUGCUAUAAGAGGUGGUUAUAUUAUGCCUGGACAAAUUCCAGAUAAAAAUACAGAGCUUAGCCGAAAAAUGCCUUUUAUGCUUAUUGCUGCUAUAGAUGAAAAUUUACAAGCUCAAGGUGAACUCUACUGGGAUGAUGGAGAUUCUUUAGAUACUUUUGAAAAAGGAAAUUAUACCCUGAUCCGAUUCAAGAUUGAUAAAAAUGUUCUUUCAUCUACUGUGGUCAACAAAGGAUAUGAGGGUCCUAUGGACUUAGGUGCUACUCAAAUAAGUGGCAUUUCUAGAAAUGUUACAGAAGUAUCUAUAAAUGGUGUAAACUGUACACAUCAGAAUUCUGAUGAUAAGAACUUCGGAAUGGAUUUGUUGGCACGCCCCAAAAUAAUUGACAUCAUUACAGAAAUCCAAUCAGAUACCAAUUCUUUUUGUGUUUAUGCUAUUGCUCCUUAUGGUGUAAGUAUUGGAUCUAAAGGUUUUACUUUGCUUUCUCCUCUGACGAUAACAUGGAAAUAAGAUGUUUUAUGCAGAAUACUUCAGAAAGAAGAAAACAAGAUUGUAUAAGAAGUUGAUAUUGUACAGCACUUGUUUUUAAUGUUGACAUAUAAUUGCGCAUGUUUUUAAUAUUGUUAUUAAUCAAGGAAAAUUAUUUUUUUAACAAAAAUUUACUACUAAACUGCCAUAUAAAUACCAAUAUUCUGCCUUGCUAGAAUUAUUAAUAACAUAAUAUUCUAGUAUGUUUCGUAGUUAUUUAAAUAGGAAAUAAUUCUAAUUAUAUUGUUGCUUGUCAUAUAUAUU